Phaedon cochleariae (mustard beetle) is the source of this 2329-nucleotide messenger RNA. NCBI's taxonomy places the organism in Eukaryota, Metazoa, Arthropoda, Insecta, Coleoptera, Chrysomelidae. The record is from the annotation of a GenBank genome assembly.
GAGUAAAUCAUAAGGCUGAAUACACCGAAUUGUGACACUUCUAGGUGUUAUGUGUUAGAUUAAGGUAAAAAACUGGAAUACCAACAUCAUGAGCGGAAAAACGAAGUUGAAUGGUCAUGACAAUCCGUCUUAUACAAAAGACCCUGAUGACGUUUUGGAAAAUGGUACAACAAUAUCAGCGCCAGAAAAUAUAAACAAAUCACCCGAAGAGAGGGCACAAUGGGGCAACGGGCUGGAAUUCCUGAUGUCCUGCAUCGCCAUGUCAGUCGGAUUGGGAAAUAUCUGGAGAUUUCCUUUUAUAGCCAACAAAAACGGCGGUGGAGCCUUCCUGAUUCCCUAUCUGAUCAUUCUGACCUUUGUGGGCAGACCGGUGUAUUAUUUAGAGAUGUCUUUGGGACAGUUUUCUAGCAGAGGGAGCGUUAAGAUGUUUGAGAAGCUGUCACCUGUAUUCAAAGGGAUCGGAUAUGGACAAGUCCUGGGAAGCACUUGCGUCGCCUCCUACUAUUGCAUUCUCAUGGCCAUCACACUCUUCUACUUCCUCAACUCCUUCACCGAUGACUUUCCCUGGGCCACGUGUCAAGAUAGCUGGAAGGCUUACGAGAAUUCCAGAAACUUGACUUGCAUCGACAAAUACUCCAAUGUGACUGGCAACAACACUAUCAGCUCUUCGGAGCUGUAUUUCAGGAGAGAAGUCCUGAAAGAGAAGGACGACAUCAGCGACGGGAUGGGUACGCCCGAUUGGAGAUUAAGCCUUCUUCUGCUCUUCAGCUGGGCAGUUACCUUCCUGGUGUCCGUUCGAGGGGUCAAAAGUUCGGGCAAAGCGUCCUACUUCCUGGCCCUCUUCCCCUACGUCAUCAUGAUCACGCUGCUGGUGAGAGCGUCAACGCUGGAAGGCGCCACAGAUGGGAUGUUUUACUUCGUCGAGACUGAUUUUUCCAUGUUGCUCAACGCCGAUGUUUGGUAUGCAGCAGUCACCCAGUGUUUCUUCUCUCUGAAUAUCGGAUUUGGCUCUAUCAUCAUGUUUUCUUCGUACAACAGAUUCGAACACAACAUAAAUAGGGAUGCUCUAGUAGUAACAACUCUGGAUACUUUCACGUCCUUGCUAUCGGGAAUCACGAUCUUUGGAAUACUCGGCAACCUCGCAUUUGAAAUGGGCGUAGAACCAAAAAAAGUUAUAUCGGUAGGAGGAGGAACGGGCCUGGCUUUCAUCUCUUAUCCAGAUGCAAUUUCCAAAUUCACUCAAGUGUCUUGGCUAUUCGCUCUCCUGUUCUUCUUCAUGCUUUUCGUUCUUGGAGUGGGGAGUUUGGUGGCUCUACAUGGUACUCUCAACACUACCAUCAAAGAAGCUAUGCCAGGUACACCAGAAUGGAUGGUAUCUGGAGGCACUGCUAUUCUACUGUUCUUGAUAGGGUUGAUUUACACUACCCCGGGUGGUCAGUAUACAUUGGACCUUGUUGACCAUUUUGGUGGCACAUUUGUGAUAUUUGUCUGUGCCAUUCUGGAAGUUUAUACUAUCACUUGGUUCUAUGGUGUUGAUAACUUUUGCACGGAUUUGGAAUUCAUGACGAAAAAGAAAGUCGGUAUUUAUUGGAGGAUUUCUUGGGGUUUGAUCACACCCGUCCUUCUCACUGUAAUUUUUGUAUACUUCCUAGCGACGCUAGAACCUUUAACUUAUGGUAUAUAUAAACUUUUGUACCCCAUCGGCCUAUCAAUUUUCGGUUGGGGGAUUCUUGGUGCUUGUAUUGUCAUGAUACUCGGAUGGGCAAUGUAUUAUUUCUAUGCCAACAGAAGUAAUUCAUUCAACAAGAUGGUUGUCAGGACGUUUAGUACGAAGGAUUGGGGCCCUGAGAACCCAGAAAAAGCAGAAGAAUGGAAGAAGUACUGCGAAGAUAAAAGAGCCGAACGUAAGAUGACGAGGCAUAGUAAUUGGUUUUGCCGAAAAGCGCAAAUUCUCAUAAAAAGUUAGUACAUGGGAUGCAAAUGCUAUGGAAGAUUGUUUGUUUCAAACAGUCUAUAGUGUCUUUGCGAGAAGCUUUCUUCAAGAAGAUUAAUCCCGUGGUAUUUCAAAUAAUUAGUCUCUAUUUAUUAUGUCACUAUUGUAUAAAUACGAUUUCUUCAAGCAUUGUUUUAUAUACACUCAACAUGGUCCACAUAAUUCGUUACAUUUUAUCUGUGAUAUCAUAUAAUAGCGUUAGUCGUUUUAACUUAAGAGCAUGAUAGUUGCCAAAAAUUAAAUGAUCAAUUCAUUUAUCUGAAAUAUAGUAGAUAUCAUUAUGUAGAUGAUAUUCUCUUCCGAAUAAAUGCCUUAUUAUUGAUUAACGCAUUUUCU